AUGGCCGAACUUGAAGAAUUCCCCUCGAGUAACAGGAACAAGCGAAAAGCCUCCCCCAGCCCACCACCCUCCAACGCAGAAGCCAAGCGCUCACGUGUCGACGACUUGCCAGACUACCAUGAUGAUUACAGGGGACAUCCUCACCAAGGAGACCCUCUAGGUUAUGACAACCGAUCCCGCAGUCCAUUCCACCAAAGACAUCCCAACUCUUCUUACCCAAGAAGAGACAGCUACCGCCAACCGGCCCCGCUACCGCAGGAACCGCUGGCCCCACCACCAAAAAAGUCAGUCACCCAGGAAGAGCGCAAGCGCGGCCAGAGGCUGUUUGGUGGGAUUUUGGGGACUUUGAGCGGGCAGACGAGGGAAGGUAGUAAUUUGCAUAAACGGAGGCAGGAUAUCGAGCGGAGGCAGCAUGAGAGGGUGCAGAGGCAGGAGGUGGAGGAUGAGAAGCACAGGCGGGAGAGGUUGGAGAGGGGGAGGAGGGAGAGGAUGAUGAAUCAGAUUGAGGUGGAUGAGAAGAGUAUGCAUGCGAGGCAUGAGGAUAGGAUGGAGAGGGCGAGGUGUUUGAUGACGAGGAGUUAUCCGAGGAUUCUCUACCGCCCCUGGGAACUAACGCGGGAACAAUCACGGACGGUGAGCGAUCAGGUCCGUGAUGCGGAAGACAGGAUAGAUAGGGAGUUGGCGGUGUGGAAGAGGGAGAGGGAGAGGAGGUAUCGUGAGUUGGGGGCUCCGGUGCCGGCACCUGUACGUCCUAGGGAGGAUGAUCAUCGUCGAGAACCAGCACAUACCAGAAAGGAAGAUGGCCGUCGGGAAAGAGACAGACCACGGGAACCGGCACCGAUUUCCGAAAACGAUAGCGGCGAUGAUGGCCGUCAGCAGCAGGACAGCCUGCCAAAAGAUACCCAGAUGGAGGUGGAUGACCACCAGCCCAAGAAGAACGAACAGGUUCAAGAGAAGGAGAAGGACAGUGAACAGAAGCGACGAAGCUCGGAUCAGCAUCACGACGAGGUGAUGGUGCAGGAUGCGGAGGAUACAGUUAUUUACUAA
Molecule: messenger RNA, 1047 nt
Organism: Podospora pseudocomata
Lineage: Eukaryota; Fungi; Ascomycota; Sordariomycetes; Sordariales; Podosporaceae
Exons: 2
Coding region: 1-1047 (348 amino acids)
Cellular component (GO): catalytic step 2 spliceosome
Source: RefSeq, a predicted model, not a curated record